AUGUGUCACCAAGACCUUAUCGCACAUGAAUAUAUUACGUGCUGUAAGGGGCACACUUUUAUAGUUUAUUCAAAGAAUUUACGGAUAAAUGACGAUAAAGAAGUAGACUACUCUAUACCAACAUUAAAUCAGAAAAAUGAUUCACCCAAUAAUAAUGUUAAUAAAAAGAAUGUAGUUGUGCUUCUUUUACAUGGGUUAAAUGGUGGCACGUACCAAUUCGAAAAAUUAUUUACGUCGCUCAUUCGUUUUAACUAUCGGUUUCUGUCCCUAGGUUAUGCACAUGUGUACGUGUACUUUUAUGGCCAUGGGAAUAGUAGCUUGUUUGAGAACCUAAAUAAAUUUACUGAAAAAUUAUAUACACAGCAAAUAUAUGAUGUUUUAGAAAAAAAAAAUGUUUUAAAUGAAAAUUUUAUUGUCGUUGCGUUUUCCAUGGGAUGUAUUAUUGCCGCUCACCUUUCUGUAGAUAGUAAAAUAAAAGUAAAAAAGUUUUGCUUAAUUAGUGCUGCUGGAAUGGCCAAACCUAGACAUCGAUUCUUAAUUUUCCUCUUAAAGCAUAACAGAUGCCUUUUUCUCAGACUAGCAAAGCGAUAUAGCCGUUCGGUUAUUUCGGAGGAUACAGUUAAAAAUGAUUAUUACAACUUUGAGAACAAUUUAGAAGACGCAACAAAGCGAUAUUCUAUUCUUAAGGAAAAUCAAGAAAAAUUUAUUGAGACAUUUCUGAAGGUACUAAUUGGAUUAAAUAUACAAGACUCUAAGAAGCAGUAUUCUGCAUUGUUAAAAUCAAACGUUGACGUUCUUUUCAUCUACGGUAGGGAGGAUAAAAUAACUCCGUACGCGCACACCAUAAAGUUUUUAGAAAAAAAAAAGGAAUUCGUUAAAAAUGUGAAAAUGAUAAUUUUGCCUGAAUGCUGUCAUCUUGUCAUUCACGAAAAGUUUAACGAACUAGUCUAUCAUUUGAUGCAUUUCUUGGAGUAA
Molecule: messenger RNA, 975 nt
Organism: Plasmodium malariae
Lineage: Eukaryota; Apicomplexa; Aconoidasida; Haemosporida; Plasmodiidae
Product: alpha/beta hydrolase, putative
Exons: 7
Coding region: 1-975 (324 amino acids)
Source: RefSeq, a predicted model, not a curated record